AUGACCGAGAUCCAAACCAGAUCGGUUCCUAUCCAUCCCAAGAAGAUGAGAGGGAUGAAGGAAGAAUGGAUGAAAAUCUAUACACCAAUAGUCGAAAUAUGCAAGAUCCAAAUCCGCAUGAACAUCAAAGGAAGAUGUGUGGAAAUGAGAACUUGCGAUCAUACCGAGGAUUCCUCCUACUUAGAGAGGUCUGCGCAAUACAUUAAUGCGGUGAACAUCGGAUUUCCUAUUGAAGAUGCAAUUGCAAUAUUGAAGUUUGCCGACGUGUUUCUAGAUCAUUUUGAGAUCUCAGAGGUAAAGACGCUGAGGGGGCUACAUAUUGAAAGAGCCAUUGGAAGAAUCAUAGGAAGAGAAGGGAAGACAAAAAGCGCCAUAGAAGAGUUCAGUAGAUCGAAAAUUAUUGUCCAAGACCAAACAAUACAUUUUCUUGGGACGAUCGAAAACAUAAGAAUAGCAAAGGAUGCAGUGUGCAGGCUAAUAAUGGGGUCUCAACCGGGAAGUAUCUUCAACAGACUCCGGAUUAUUAACUCGAGACUUAAGGAGAAGUAUGGAGGGAUCCAGACGGUAUAUAGUGAGUUUGAGAAGAGAUAG
This is a messenger RNA of Encephalitozoon intestinalis ATCC 50506, 591 nucleotides long. Its product is annotated as putative RNA-binding protein. The record is from RefSeq and is a predicted model, not a curated record. Lineage: Eukaryota; Fungi; Microsporidia; Unikaryonidae. Bases 1 to 591 code for a protein of 196 amino acids. Gene Ontology annotation, cellular component: nucleolus. Gene Ontology annotation, molecular function: RNA binding. The transcript has a single exon.